AUGUACAUAAAAGGUAUUUGGAAUUAAGUAGACUAAAACUAAUAGUUUACAUAGCCAGAAAUAAGUUUAAGAUUACAAAAAAUAAGUAAAAAUUCUACCUUUGUUUAUCUACAGUGUAGUAAUAAAGAAAUAGUCCUCUUUAAAGUAAUUUAGAUUAUUUAUUAAGGAAGGAACCCAAAUAUAGUAAAGCCUACAAAUAUUUAAGAAUUGGAUUUGAUUACAAGUUUUAAGUUUUAAGAAGUCCUUCACUUUUAAUAAAUUCCACUUAAUCAGAGUGGAAAGGAGAGAACAUUAUACAACUGGGGGAAAUUUAUGCAAUUAAAUUAUUCAGAGAAAAUGCAUUAAAGUAAUGCGAGUUUAAAGGAUCUUUAAGAGAAUUACAAAAGCUGAGACAAUAUUUAGGAAAGAGAAUGAAUUAGAUUGGCUUUCAUUAAUAUUUCAAAGUUUACAGGUUGAUUGGUUAAGGAAGUUUUGCUUCAGUAUAUUUAGCCACUAGAAUUGAGGAUGGAAUGAAAAUGGCUGUAAAAGCAUUUUGCAAAAAUGUCAUCUAUAAAUAAGAGAAAGGAAAAGUAAAAAAGAUUAAAAUAUAUCAAAGGAAGGAUUGGUUAAUGAAAUUCAAAUAAUGAGAGAUUUAGAACACCAAAAUUUGAUGAAAUUAUAUGAAGUUUAUGAAACCCAAAACUCAAUUUAUAUGGGUUUAGAGUUACUAGAAGGUGAUUUGCUUUAUGAUCUUUAAAAAGCAAAAAGGAAAUUUACUUCUAUGGAGAUUUAUAAUAUUAUGAAAGGUUUAUUGGAAGGUCUAGCUUACAUUCAUGAAAAGGGUCUAAUGCAUAGAGAUUUGAAAUUGGAAAAUAUUCUCUUUAGAGAGGCUGAGUAAUAAGACUGUUUUAUUUUAUAGUAACUUCAAUUCUGUUGUUAUUGCAGAUUUUGGUUUAGCCACUUAUGUUGAUCAAGUUCCAUUUAUUUUUUCGAGAUGUGGUACUCCAGGUUUUAUAGCACCUGAAAUCAUAAAUUUACAGAAUGAAACAUAACCUUAUGGAGUUGUCUGUGAUAUGUUUUCUCUUGGAGUCAUAUUUUAUAUUUUGAUUACAGGUUAACCUGCUUUUAAAGGCAAAAGUUAUAAUACAAUAGUUAAAUCAAAUAGAACAGGAAUUAUUGAUUUAUAAAUAGAUAAGUUAAAUUAAGCAUCUUAGAAUUUGAAAGACCUAUUAUUUCAGAUGCUAUAAUGUGAUCCUUAAAAUAGAAUUACAUCCAAAUUGGCUAUAUAACAUGAUUAUUUUCGUUCUUUUGAUGAAGAUGAAUUAGAAUUGAUGUAAAGAGAUGAUGAGCCUAGACUUGAAGAAAUAAUAACUAAAUUGAAUUCUAAAUAUAUUAGAUUAGAUCUCAAAAAAUUAAAUUAAAUUAGUGAUGAUCAUUAAAUAUACAAAACUUAAGAACUGAAAGUUAGUUAGAGUUAAAAUGAUUAAGAAUAGAUACAUAUGUUAAUGAGAACUCCAUUACUUACAGGAAGAAUAAAAUAUUAGGAAGGUUUAUAUAUUCAUUAUAUCUAGGUUUACUAAAUUAGGGCAUUUAAUGUUCAGAUUUAAUUCUGCAAAGUCCUAGUUAAGAUCAAGACUAACCUAAAUGGAUUAAAUCAUUUUUAUUAUGA
Messenger RNA from Paramecium pentaurelia, 1648 nucleotides. The record is from the annotation of a GenBank genome assembly. Lineage: Eukaryota; Ciliophora; Oligohymenophorea; Peniculida; Parameciidae.